AUCAAAUCAAAUGUGAGCGGUCUGAUGGAAGAGCAAUUGAUUCUAGAAUGAGCAUAGUACGAUCAUUCCCAACAGACUGCUGGAAAUGCAGGCUGAACGCUGGAGACGCGAUAAGGUUAGACACACCGCCCUAUGGCGGUGGGACUUUUCUGCCAGGAUAAUGGCCGUGCUUCGGGCAAGCAACAAGAUCGUUUUUUCGCAGUCGACAUUAAACGGCCAUGGUGCUACCGAGGAUAGAGCUGUUACGCAGUCUAGCCAGUGCGAGGCAGCUAUGCGUGCGGCUCUCUGGGCAGCAAAGGCGAGUAGCCUUUGCUUACCCACGGUCGGUGACUCGUACGCCGCUGUCUGGCGGGCGGCGACUGCUAUCGACUUCGCGAGCGCUGAGGUCAGUGGCGGGUGAGGACGUCAACCAUGAGGAUCUCUUGACCGGGCAGGACCCAGUGAUCGCCCCCGUCGCCGAAGAAGAAGUCCGCUUGGAAGCCGAGCUCGAGACGUAUCGCGAUAUUCGAGAAUAUCUACGAAAAUGGAACGAAACCAAUCCGAACGUCCUAGACCCCGUCCGCGAACCUGGCAGUGAAUCGUCAACCACAGAGCCCGGUCAAUUGAUCGGCUCCAUGCUCAACGGUCGUGAAGCAUCGGAUUCCCUCUGGGCUAGCUCACAGCUCUCCAAUAAAGAUGACUUUGAUACUUCUGAAGAGUUCGAAGGAGAUCAUCUAGAGCCCGGUGAUUUAGUGGGCCGCCUUACGUCGGAUGGUGUGUUCAACCUCGCUAUCUACGUACAGUCCGUCCACAAGCAAAAACAAAUCUACACGACUCGGGGGAAUUGGCGGAUCUGCUCCAAUCGUGAAAUCGAUUACAUUGUCAAGGGCUUUGCGCCCACGGUUCUUGUUGAUCCAAUCAAACCCUACUUCCCGGAUCGUCCUGCACAGGCCCUGUCCGAGAUUCAAUCCGUGCCAGAGGGUGGACUUCCGAGGCCGCUAGGGCGGCCCCUCAUUGAAAUGAUGACCGAGUUCGAGCAGCAGGUAUUCGAUUUCUACCGACAGCAUGCGCAAUUACUGGAUAAUAUUCACGAUUUGGUCGCGGAUGAAACUGAAUUUCUACGCAUGACUCUUGAAGAGCUCGCCAUGAAGCUCCUAGAUAUCGAUGAGCCGCAACUGAACAGAGUGAACCUGUUUGCGGUGCACCAGGCUGUGCGACGCCGUCCAUUCGCCAUCGACAAGGAUUUCAAUUCGACUUUCCACCCAAUUUAUUUGGUACAGCCGAAGAGAAUAACCAACGUGGUCAAACAGGUCACGACGUGGGUUCGCGAACAUCAGGACUAUUUGGUUCGGGCAGCCAUGGCCAAAGAGACCCCGGGUUUCAAAGAUCAUCCCAUCCAACAAUUCAUCCAAAAGGCACAACGCCUCAUUCGUCUCAGCCGGAAGGUUCGCUCUCCGACGGUGAUGUCUAGCGUGGGGCCUUCUUCCCAAAAGUUCUACCCUGGACAAGACGGCAAGGCGAUGGUGUAUCGUGAAGUCUUAACUGAAAAGUUCACCAAGACUGAUCAGAUAAUCAUCGAGUAUAUGCAAUUAUACGCGAUUCCGUCGGUGGCUAUGCCGUCUGGUACAUUACGAUCGACUGCCUCUCACGUUAUGCGUGCUACCGGCAUGUACAAUACUCUUGGGCUCAGCGAGUCAUCCACCCGCAUGUUCUUACAGGAGCUUGGUGUGGUGGCUCCUUGGGAAAAUCUCAGUCUUCUCGACCAAAACAUCUUGCUCCCCGGUCAUGGCAUGUCCUUGAUGGAGGAUAUGAAAUGGGAAGAAAUUGAAGAAUCCUCCGCGACCAUCUCAGAGUCCUUGACCGAUUCAAUGGAAGACCUACGCAAGGAUUGGGGGGGCUUGCCAGUUUAUUGUAUAGAUGCAGUCACGGCACAGGAAAUCGACGAUGGCGUCUCGUUGGAGCGAAUCCCCGGCUCCGAGGAUACAUUCUGGGUGCGCAUCCACGUCGCCAACCCGACGGCUUUCUUGGAACAUGACAAUCCCAUCAUUGAAUACGCCAAAUCACGACUUGCCACCACUUACGCCCCAGAGCGCACAUACCCCAUCUUCCCCACGAGUUUCACACAGGAUUACUUCAGUCUGACAAAUGGCCGGCCCACAUUGACAUUCAGCGCCAAGAUGAAUCUUCAAGGAGAAAUCCUCGAUACCGAGGUCGCAAACGGCACUAUCCGGAACGUAAUCAGCCUGACCCAUAGCACCCUACAAAAGUUCUUGGAUCCCGAGUCAAUACCUUCCUCCGAAUCUCUCACUGUCGGCGGCGAGCCCAUCGAGCAAACUCAGCCCGAAGGCAAGGUCCUACGAGAGACACUCACCGCUGAGGACAAAGACAAUUUCACCAUUCUUCGCAACUUGAUGCUCGGCUUCCGCACUCAACGUCAGAAAAACGGCGCCAUGGACAUUCAGUUUCCUCGGCCGGAUACCUCCCUCUCUGUCCAGAUGGGCACGGCACUCGCGAAGCCAUACGAGUUCCAAGUCACUGAAGGCAGGUACUUUGUUGGGGACCCGAUCAUCCAGCUGCAAAUGCAAGACUUUGACCCGCAUGAAGUCCGGGAUGAGUCGAAGCGUUAUCUCGUCUCGCUCCUAAUGAACCUGGCCGGUCACAUCGCUGGACAGUUCUGCGCGGCCCGUAACAUUCCCGUCGUCUACGAUGGGACAUGGUACGACCCCGAAUACGGACACGUUACGCGGGAAAACAUGAAUGAGUUCGGCGGCCAGGCAUUCUACCACCUUGCCCUACCCAAGGCAGUCUCUGCCUCUACUCCUCUCCACCACCACAUGCUCGGUCUGGACGCGUACGUCAAGAGUACCAGUCCGCUACGUCGAUUCAGCGACGUCAUCGCGCAUUAUCAGAUCGAAGCAGCUCUGCGUUUCGAGCACGAACACGGUCGUCGCUUCGACGCUUUAACCGACAUCCCCGAAGAAACCUUCGAAACUGAGUCUCAACUGUCCGAACCAAUUACAUCAUCUCCCCUCCCAUACUCCCACCUCGACCUUGACAACCACAUUGAUUACUCUCAACCUCUCCUCGCCCGACUCCGCGCCAUCUCGGCUUACUCUACUCAACACUGGGCCUGCAUGCUCCUCUUCCGCGCAUUCUACUUUGCAGAAUGUGCACUCCCGGAAUCCUUCCCCGUCGUCCUGCGCUCGAUGCGAAUGGGCUCCGAAGUCGAGGGGACCGUGUAUUCGGGUAUCAUCACUAAUCUGGGCGUGAACUGUGUAAUCACUAUCCCGGAGGAAUGUUCAGAUAAAGAAAAGAUGGAUAUCUUUGGGGUCGUUGAUGCGCAGAUUACGGCGGUGGAUAUGGCGAGUUUGGAGGUGAAAAUGGAGGCGAAGGGGUUGAUUAAGCCGUUUAAGAGGACGGGGGAGUGGGCUUGAGCGUGAGGCUAAUCACCGCUGGACAAGCUGCGUGAUCUUGUAUUAUAGUGUACCAUACUUGUAUAUCAUGAAACAAUAGAGACUCGAAUCUCCUUCGAU
Penicillium brasilianum is the source of this 3512-nucleotide messenger RNA. The record is from the annotation of a GenBank genome assembly. Lineage: Eukaryota; Fungi; Ascomycota; Eurotiomycetes; Eurotiales; Aspergillaceae.